Anopheles funestus (African malaria mosquito) is the source of this 2401-nucleotide messenger RNA. Its product is annotated as putative SERF-like protein. Bases 272 to 451 code for a protein of 59 amino acids. The record is from RefSeq and is a predicted model, not a curated record. The transcript has 3 exons. NCBI's taxonomy places the organism in Eukaryota, Metazoa, Arthropoda, Insecta, Diptera, Culicidae.
AGCUUACCUGCUUUACCUUCUCACUUUUGGGGUACACUCGUCGUGUAGCUAAAGCCAUUAUUCGCCGUAGAUCAAGUAAAAAAGGCACGAUUUCUCGAAACUUCCGUCACCCAAAAUCACAGUUCCGGUGCAUUUUUGAACGUCCGUGUACAUAUUUCGUCCCGUCGUGAUUAGUUGCAUAUUCGAGUGCCGUGGUGUUAAAACUUGUGGACCGCUUUUACCUGCAGUGAGAGUUGUUUUUGGCGUAUUCUACUCGAUUCUAAAAUAGAAAAUGACCCGUGGAAACCAGCGUGAACUGGCGCGUGCAAAGAACCAAAAAAAGAAUGCCGGCCAACCGAAGCAACGGGACGACGGACUUACUCACGAGCAAAGGAAGCAGCGGGAUGCUGACAUUAUGAGACAAAAGCAACAGAAAAAGGAGGACGGAGGACAGCAUACGAUCAAAAGUUAAUAUCCGUUCUGGCACGUUCGAAGCGCCAAAAGCAUCCCCAUAUAUAAUCACGCAAACGAGGCCAAACCCAUCGUAAUAACCAACACACACUAUGGCUGUCCGUAAACUUCAACCGCUACCCUUGAUUUUUGGUAAACAUGUUUCAAAUCAUUUAUGAUUGCUGAAAGCAGCGUCUUUCUUUAUGUUGGGGUCAUUUUGUUGAUACUUUGAUCGUUUUACUUCUGAAUGAUGAAUAUGCUACGAUGUUGUAGCAAACUGUCAGGUGUUACGAAGUUGCACGAGCAAUGGAUAUUAUAAACCGUGAUUUAAUUGAACGCUUCACAGUACACACUGCUUGGUGCACAAGCCUUUAUGGUUUCGUUUUACGCUACCUAGUAUUAGACGUGUGGGUUGGGCUGAGAGUCUACAGUUGAAAGCAAAAAUGCUAUGCAUUGAACAGUACAGUCCACAACCUCCCGAUAAAGCAAUAGCAGGAAACUCAGCGAGCUCAAACAAGCUAAACGAAACAGUAAGCAACAUGUAAACGGCAGGAAAACUGCAAUAACACACACACACACACGCGCGUUUCAAGUAUUGUUAAAGUUAACCGGUUUAGUAGCUAGUGGAAGCGUUACUGGCUUUUAGUAACAGUUACGCGUAGCCGAUGUGCGCACAGUUGAGGUUAAUAGCAAAGGGUGAGACUUGCGUUUUGUUUUCGAUCUACCCUGCCGACGGAUGAGCAUUAGAUUAUAGAUGAGCAAUGGGGACUGAAUUUUGAACGCGAUUUUGCUAGACUUUUCCUUUUGUGAAUCUUGUUAGGAUUGUCCAUGAUUUUGUGCUUUCUUACAAUCAGAUAAAAGCUUCUACUUAAGAAUAAGUGGAUAUACAGCCAGGGUAUUGUAAGGAAAAUAUUUCUUUUCAAUUUUCUUUAUCAAAAGGUGUGAAGAACAUCUGGUGUAGACUCAAAAAUAUAUCCACAAGUAACAAAAUUACAGCCGAAAGAGUUAACUCAUCGCCAUGUCAAAACGCUAUUUUCAAUGUUGUCAUAUGUUGUUAUAAAUCGGUAUCCAUCGGUAUCUGUGAACCGAAAUGGCUUGAACUUUUAAUCAGAUAUUAUUUAAACAGUUUUCUAGUUCAAUUUUAAUCGUUUGUCAUUUUGUCAAAAAUUAAAAAUCCCCAAAUCCACUACCGCAAGUAGUAGAGUUCAGUAUCUGCUGUUCAAAUAUACUUAAAUUUUUGGAUACCGAUGCUGUUUGACACAAUGCAAGUGAGUACCGCAAAAUAGUUUUUUUUACAGCGCUCCGAUAAAAGUCCCUGUAGUAUCCACAAGUUUUUUAUAUAUCUUUUAUUACUUACUCUGAAAUGGAUGAACUUCCAAAUGGCCUUGCCGGCUACCCAAUACAUAAGGAAGUUUCUUUUAAAAAAUCGCAAAAAUUAUCUUCUUUCCGAGUCUCUGAGUGUAUAUCCUACGUUAAAGACUACACAGCUGCAUACUUUAUCUUCCUUGUGCCGUUUUGUAUCUUAUAGAUGCCAUUUGAUUAAACGCUCAACAAAUAUAUAAAUAUUCAGCAACCAGUCAGAUGAAUAUUGAAGUGGGUGUUUGAGUUGAGCGCGCAAACAAUAACCACUUUCUUUCGUUAGCUUUGAUGAUCUAAUUUAAACAUUUAUUAAAGGAUUGUUUGCUCAGCACUGAGGUGAUGAUGGAAAUGGCAUCAUAUUUAAAUGGAUAAGUUCAAUUUUGUUUGCUUGUAUUGCGGAAUUUUUUUAUUGUUACUCUUAAUUAGUUCAAAAUCUACACCACAAACAAUGUGAGAUAUAGGAAAGAAAGGAGAAAGUUGCAAUGGCUUAAGAAGGCCAGUAGGCGUUUGAAUAAAAUAAUACCCUUCUCACACCCGAAACUAGCUGUUGUAUAGAAGACCGUAAAUGAAAUAGAAGUAAACGCAAAUAAACCACCAUGAUUAAAUAAUUAAA